AUGUCGCUAUUCCACACCUUCUUCUACUGCCACUUCCAUACAGGGUACGGGCGCGUGGAUAAGCAGCUAGUAGCGUCGUGGAAUAUGAAAGAGCAGUGUGGGGACAGGAGCACAUGCACUUGGCCGAAGGAAUCACGGAUAUGGAAGUUCACGACAAUGAACAUGUGGCCGUUCCAGAAAACUGAGUUCAGGUGCCAGUUUCGUAGUGGGUUUGGAACCACGAACGAUGACGUGAUGACAGUGUUCUCUGUCAAGGAUGGGUUUCGGAAAGAGUGCGGUGUAGGAGGGAAUGAGUGUUUUUGGGUUGCUAAGAAAGAUGGAUUCUAUCUAAGAAGGAUCGUAAAGGAUGACGAUGGUCGCAAGAAAUUUGUUGACGUCCUCAGAAGCAAAUGGGUUUGGAAAUGGUGAAUCUUCAAUCUUCUUACCCAACAUGCAUCGAUAUCUUCUUCUUUAUUUUUUAUUUUGUUUGGCAACAACAUGCAAAAUUGUGUGUUUGCAAGUGACAAAACACAACAUUAUUUGGAUUCGAGUCUUGGUCACAACCAUCAAUAUUACUUAUUCA
Molecule: messenger RNA, 562 nt
Organism: Camelina sativa (false flax)
Lineage: Eukaryota; Viridiplantae; Streptophyta; Magnoliopsida; Brassicales; Brassicaceae
Source: RefSeq, a predicted model, not a curated record